This is a messenger RNA of Pedinophyceae sp. YPF-701, 1413 nucleotides long. Lineage: Eukaryota; Viridiplantae; Chlorophyta; Pedinophyceae. The record is from the annotation of a GenBank genome assembly.
AUGCAUCAAACCCACGGGAUCCUGGUGGUGUCAAACGCCAACCGACACCUCCUGCACCCACUCACGAGCAACGACACGCCGAUCGCGCUGCUGCCGAUCUGCAACCAGCCGCUGAUAUACUACUCGCUCGAGGCUAUGCGGCGGUCCGGGAUCGCGGGCGUCACGGUGCUCAUCCAGGGGUCGCCGGAGGAGACCGUGCACGUUUCCCAGUGGCUUGCGCGGUUCCAGAAGAGCGACAGAUCCGCGGGGCUGCGCCUGGACGUCGAGGUCAUCCCGUCGGAGGGCGCCACGGCUGCGACGGUGCUGCGCAGCUCGCUGGACCGCAUCCGCGGCGCAGACACCGUGCUGUUCAUGCAAGGAGACUGCAUCACGAGCGUGCCGCUCGAGAAGAUCGUCUCGUACCACCGCAUGCAUCGCGCGCUCUGCACCGUCGCGCUAUCGAAGCGCCCCUCUCCCAGCGAGGGCCUCAAGCCGGGCAAGGCGCCGCGCGGCGUGGACUAUGUCGCGGUGGACAAGCCGUCCGGCGAGCUGCUCCUCUUCCAGCCGUCCGCCCAGCCCGACAAGGCGGUCACCAAGGUUGACGUCCCCGCUGCCGCGCUACAGCGCGCCAAAGCAGGCAUUGAAAUCACCACCUCUUUCCGCGACGUCGGCGUCUACGUUUGCCACGUCUCCGCGCUCAAGCUCCUCUCCGCAUACCCAGGCGUCACGUCGAUCCCCAAGCAGCUCAUCCCGCUGCUCAUCCUGGUCGCCGGGGACGACCUCAGCCGGCACGGGUCCGGCUCGGCGCGCAACAGCGUCGACACGGCACACCCAGCGGAGAGCGAGGUCGCGGACCACAUCCGCACCGCGCUCCGGAUGUCCCACGGGACGCAGGAGAGCUCCGGCGCGGCGAACGGCGGCGCGCGGAGCUUCUGCGGCGCGUUCGUGCUGCCGGAGAGCGAGAUCGCGGUGCGCGUGGACACGCUCGCGUCGUACGCGGCGGCCAACGCGGCGGUGUCCGACCCCAAGGCCCUGACGCGCCUGACGCCGCUGGUCCCGAACGACAAGCACCACAACUUCGUGCACAACACGUGCUCGCUGAUGGGGAAGGUCCAGGUCGGUCCCGGCUGCGUGGUCGGGGAGGGGUGUGCAGUCGGGGAGAAGGUGUCGAUUAAGAAGUCAGUCAUAGGACCUGCGGUCAGGGUGGGGAGUGGGGCGAAGAUCAUCAACAGCGUGGUGAUGGAGGGGGCGGUGAUCGAGGACGGCGCGCACGUCGCCAGCAGCGUGGUGUGUGCGCGUGCCACAGUGCGCGAGCGCGCCGUGGUCAAGGACGCGCAGGUCGGCAUGGCGCAGGAGGUGGCCACGGGCGCGGACGUGCGGCAGGAGGCGGUCGCGAAGGUGCCCGCGACGCCGCCGGGGCACGACGCCAUGUGA